This is a messenger RNA of Heterostelium album PN500, 228 nucleotides long. RefSeq lists its product as uncharacterized. The record is from RefSeq and is a predicted model, not a curated record. The transcript is spliced from 3 exons. The coding region runs from base 1 to 228 and encodes 75 amino acids. Lineage: Eukaryota; Evosea; Eumycetozoa; Acytosteliales; Acytosteliaceae.
AUGUCCAACAAUUAUGAAGAAUAUUCCACUUUCACUCAAAAAGAUUUUAAGAGGGGAAUUGAAAUUAGAGCUAUCAAUCCACCAUUCUUCAACCGAGUAGUAGAAGGAGAAAUUUAUUUUUUUCACUUUUCUUCUGCAGAGGUAAAAGAACAACUAUUCUUUUUUUUUCAUGGACAUGUUCCAAUAGGGAAAGAAUUCGCCAGUCUAGCUUCGCAAUAUAACAAAUAG